Molecule: messenger RNA, 3163 nt
Organism: Eleginops maclovinus (Patagonian blennie)
Lineage: Eukaryota; Metazoa; Chordata; Actinopteri; Perciformes; Eleginopidae
Gene: tpp1
Product: tripeptidyl peptidase I
Exons: 13
Coding region: 144-1835 (563 amino acids)
Biological process (GO): proteolysis; central nervous system development
Molecular function (GO): serine-type endopeptidase activity; tripeptidyl-peptidase activity
Source: RefSeq, a predicted model, not a curated record
ACUAUUAUAGUUUGUUUUGUAUAACUUCCUAAACUAAAAAAAAAGGCAGCAGUCACGUGAAAGCCAGUCACGUGACUGCUGCCUCCAUAACCGGCUGCUCAGCAGACACAACAGAAGAGUGUACACAACUAACCGAGGACACCAUGACCACACUGCUGACCUUCUCCCUCCCCUUGUUGUUCAGCUCGUUGGUCUGGAGUGGCUAUCUGGAAUAUGACCAAGAUGUCUUGAUACCAGACGACUGGAACCAUGCUGGUCGGCUGGAUCCCACAGAGGAGCUGGGGCUGACCUUUGCCCUAAAGCAGCAAAACACUGACUUGCUGGAGUCAAUACUUGGACUGGUGUCAGAUCCUGACUCAGGACUAUAUGGUAAAUACCUCACCUUGGAUGAAGUGUCCUCCGUCGUGCGGCCGUCUAAACUGACCCAGAAGGUGGUGCAUCACUGGCUGCUGAGUCAUGGGAUUACAAGCUGCCUGACUGUACAUACUGAGGACUUUUUACAGUGCAGCAUGACUGCAGCGGUUGCAGAGAAGCUGCUACCAGGUAGCAAGUUCCACCGUUACAUCAGGGACGGCCACUCUGUGGUGAGGUCUUCAGCUCCAUACUCUGUUCAUGAUGAUGUUCACGAGCACCUGGACUUUGUUGGAGGGCUUCACCGUCUUCCUCCUAAAGGGCAAGACCUCAGCCAAGCCUCUUCAAACAGAGAGCUAAAGCAGUCUGAGGCAGGGGUGCACCUGGGAGUGACCCCUGCGAUCUUGAGGACCCGCUAUAACCUCACAGCAGCUGAUGUUGGGACAGCUCACAACAACAGCCAGGCUGUAGCUCAGUUCCUGGAGCAGUACUACAGCCCUGCAGACCUGGCGGAGUUCAUGGGAAUGUACGGCAGUAGCUUCAAGCAUCUCUCUCAGGUGGACCGGGUUGUAGGCACUCAGGGAGCAGGAAAGGCUGGUAUUGAGGCCAGUCUGGAUGUAGAGUACAUCAUGAGCACAGGGGCUAACAUCUCCACAUGGGUCUUCACCAAUCCAGGUCGGCACGAGUCCCAGGAGCCUUUUCUCCAGUGGAUGGUUUUGCUCAGCAACAUGUCUGACCUGCCCUGGGUUCACACCAUCAGCUACGGAGAUGAUGAAGACAGCCUGUCUGCUGCGUACAUGAUGCGCAUCAACACAGAGUUUAUGAAGGCCGGCGUCAGGGGACUCUCUCUGCUCUUUGCUUCUGGUGACAGUGGUGCAGGCUGCAGACAUUUGGGUACAGAGAACUCCUUCAGGCCAAGCUUUCCUGCAUCAAGUCCAUACGUGACUACAGUAGGAGGAACCUCAUUCAAAAACCCGUUUAAGGUCUCGUAUGAAGUAACAGAUUACAUCAGUGGAGGAGGCUUCAGCAAUGUCUUCAAGAUGCCGGACUACCAGGCUAGUGCGGUGGAUGCGUACCUGAAAACUGUAGCAGCAACGCUUCCCCCUCAGGCAUAUUUCAACACCAGCGGCAGGGCCUAUCCGGACAUGGCCGCCCUGUCCGAUAACUACUGGGUGGUCAUCAACAGAGUACCCGUCCCCUGGGUGUCUGGGACCUCAGCGUCUACCCCUGUGGUCGGAGGCAUGCUGUCCCUCAUCAACGACCAGCGGCUGCUGCAGGGCCUGCCUGUCCUGGGCUUUCUCAACCCUCGCCUCUACCAGCUCAAAGGGAAAGCUAUGUUUGAUGUGACUGAAGGCUGUCACCUGAGCUGUCUGGACGAACAGGUCCAGGGAAAAGGCUUCUGUGCUGCACCAUCCUGGGACCCUGUCACAGGCUGGGGGACGCCCAACUACCCUGAACUGCUAGCUGCGCUGCUAGCUGAGUGAACAUCCACAGUUCAUGAGAAACCAUAAAGGGGCGUCUGCUCUGGGAGCAGGUAUUAUACACACAUCUACAGGCAGGACGCUGAAAUGGAGGGAAAACUAUGCCUAUGCUUUGUUGUUUUGUUGAGUUCAUAUGAAGUUUAACACUGCAAUAUUCCAGCCUUCAGGGAAAGAUUUUAUUAGUCAUCCUCACCUAUUCAUUAAAAGGUACUCUUUAGUAGACAUCUUCUUUUUUCAAAAGGCUUGAAACUGUUUCCUUAAAAUGUAAUGGCAGGGAUUGGAUUUUUGGAUUUUUAAUAUUACACUGCAAAUUGCUUUUUUCUCCUGUUCACUGACCCAGAUUUCUAUUUGCCUUUUAAGUCCAUGCAGCUAGAUAAACAGAAGUGGGAAGUGUAGGUAAACUGGUUCCUAUGCAUAAGCAACAUUAAACUGCUCACACCAGUUCACCUCCUAAAUAUACAGACAGGGCUUUUGUGAAUAGGAUUUUAUUUUUUUAACUGUUAAACGUCAAAAAAGAAUCUAUACACCGGAUGCAGUCAUUUCGACUGAUCAGGACACUGAGGCUACAAUAAGUUCCAGGUUGGGUGUGUAGUAAGACUUAGUACAAUACUGUUAGACUAAUCGGCCCUCCUACCACUCUGCAGGGGACAGCCAGGUACAAAUCAUUUCAUCCGGCAAAAAAAAAAGAAUUAUUUUUGCAUGCAUUAAAAUAUGAAAUGGGAACAUAGUGUGUUAAGAUUUCCAGGACCUUUUUUUUACUUUAGGUGGUUGCCAUUAGCUCUGCAGCAAUGACCAAACCAAAUGCACUGGAAUAUGUGGGUUAAAAGUGAGUUGAUUAUUGCACUUCUUUUAGUCUUUAAAGCAUGUCAAUCAUCAAAUCAGAUGAUGGAGUUAAUGUGAGAAAGAUUGAAAUUGACUUUGAAAUGUGAGUUGAAUGUUCUGGGUUAACUUUAGUGUCGAGAAGCAUCUUGAAAAUGCAUUCUUUUAAAAACAACCCAGUACAAUUUAAAGUACAUGGACAUCAAUUGCAAACAAAUCUCCUAAUUGCUGAAUAAUGUCGUGUUUAUUUUGCAAAACUGACAAAAAUCCUCGAACCUGUCUCUGAACAGGACAACAAUAUGUAAUGGUACCACUGAACACCUGAUUUCCCACUAUCAUCUCAAAUGUUACCAAUUGUUUCUGAUUGACAGAUUGUAUGAGCCAUUGUUAAACAAUUUACCAGCUGCAGGAUGCCACUUUUAAGUGUUUGAAUUAAGUUUUAAGAUGUGAUAAAUUGCAAAUUGUGUAUAUGCAGUGUUUUGAAAAAUACAACUAAAUCUGAAUUUAUUUCA